Xiphias gladius (swordfish) is the source of this 5427-nucleotide messenger RNA. It is a transcript of the gene mtmr10, whose product is annotated as myotubularin related protein 10. NCBI's taxonomy places the organism in Eukaryota, Metazoa, Chordata, Actinopteri, Istiophoriformes, Xiphiidae. The coding region runs from base 503 to 2806 and encodes 767 amino acids. The record is from RefSeq and is a predicted model, not a curated record. The transcript is spliced from 16 exons.
CAUGGCCGUUAAGUCCUUUACAGCAUCAGGUACUGCGUUUGACUGAAUUAGUUAGACUUUGAGGAAGUCACUGAGGGUAACUUACACAGUAACAGGUGGAAAGAAAAUGUAGACACACAACUGGGGGGGCUCUAACUUAUUUUUCUUUGAUUUAUCUCUGCGUGGCAACGGCAUUUAUAAACUUCAUAUAGUACUUUAUGCUAGCUAGCUAACGAAGCUAACGCCGACGUCUCGACGUUAACUUGUGUCAACUUUUUCAGCCAGCGAGGCUAAUCUGCUACUUGACUGCCUAUCAAAAUGGAGGAGUGCCGUUGGUCGCCCAGCCUGUGUCGAUGAAUAUUGUACACAAGGACGUCUCGGAUAUACUCAGCUAAAGGCUGACCUAAACUUUCUUGGAGGUUUCCUUUUGGUUUGUGUCUUUUUUUUUUUCUCCAACUGGCAGCAGCCGAGCGCUUGCCAGGCGACCGCGUAGGAACAUCGCCGGGAAGGGCGGACGUAAACAAUGUUCUCUGGCAAACCCAUGAAACCAACCUUCAAGUGUUAUCUUCCUCCUCUACAGACUGAUGUGAAGACAACUAUUGAACCACCUAUUAAAAAGUUGGAGCCUAAGUUACUUCCAGGGGAGAUAGUAGUUAAUGAGGUGAACUUUGUGAGGAAAUGCAUCAGCGCUGAAAGCAGCCAGGAUGACCUUUGGGGGAAGUUGAUAUGCACCAACUUUAAGGUCUCCUUCAUCCCUCAGGAUGUGCCAGCUAAACAGAAGUUCCAGUUGUCCCACCUGCUGCUUGGAGAGCACGACAUCCCCCUGACCUGUUUGGAGCAAGUAGUAACAGUGAAUGAUACAAAGGGGAAGAAGAAAGUGUUGGGGUCAAAUCAGAAGCUGAAGUUCAACCCCACUGAACUCAUCCUCUACUGCAAAGACUUGCGCAUCAUAAGGUUCUGCUUUGAUGAGGCCGGGCCCGAGAGUGCCAAAAAGGUUUGCCUUGCUAUCGCCCACUAUUCCCAUCCAGCAGAUCUUCAUCUGCUGUUUGGCUUUGAGUAUCAAGGACGGCGAUACCAUGAAUCUAAAGAGGAGCGAGUCAAUGGCUCAAUCUCUCGACGAGGAUUACAGACCCCCAUUUUUGACCGUCCAUCUGACUGGGAUCGGGAGAUCAAGAGAACGGGUGCUUCAGAGUGGAGGGUGUGCUCCAUCAACGAGAGUUAUGCCACCUCACCAAGUCUUCCAGAAUUUAUUGUGGUCCCAGUUUCUCUGGCAGAUCAAGAUCUAAAGCGGUACUCAUUAUUCUUCGCUGAUAAUCGCAUUCCGCUCUGGUGCUGGAAUCACCCGAAUGGGAGCGCUCUUGUCCGCAUGGCCAGCAUAAUUGAUCCAAUACAGCAGAGGAAGAUUGAACAGAGGGUCCUUACUGCCAUCACAAAAAGCCACCCACAGCAAAGUGAUGUCUUGAAGUCUGAUCUGGACAAGUGUCUGCCUAACCUCCAGGAUAUCCAGAGUGCCUUUGUUAAAGUCAGGCAGAUCUGUGUCAUAGAUCCUUUUGAGGAGUCUGAGGAGAGGUGGCUUUCAUCCAUUGAAAACUCACGAUGGCUGGAGCACGUCAGGGCGUUUUUGAGGCAUGCAGCUGAGAUAGUGUACUGCCUGGAUGUAAAGAAUGCUUCAGUCAUUCUCCAAGAGGAAGAAGACCGAGACCUGAACUGUGUAGUGUCCUCAUUGGUGCAGCUCAUGUUGGAUCCUCACUAUCGCAGCCUCAUUGGCUUUCAGAGUUUGGUGCAGAAGGAGUGGGUGAUGGCUGGCCAUCGCUUCCUGGACAGAUGCAACCACUUAAAGAAGAAUGACAAGGAGGAGUCCCCACUGUUCAUGCUGUUCCUGGACUGCGUGUGGCAGAUGAUGAACCAGUACCCAGCAGCAUUUGAGUUCACAGAGGCCUAUCUGACAGUACUGAGUGAUAGCAUGUGGAUCCCACUCUUCAGUAGUUUCCUUUUCAAUUCUCCCAAACAGCGGGCUCAGCACUUAAAGGACUUCGCCAAGAAUAAAGCCAUCCCUCAAGGAGAAGACCAGGUUGUUUAUUUCCCUCCUGUUUGGGACUGGUCACAGCAGUUCUCCACUAAAGACCAAACCCUCUUUAACAACCCCAUGUAUGUGGGCAAAGGGGCUGCCUGUGUUCAGAAUGGGGAAGUGAAAACCUUCAGACGCACAAAGCAGAAAACCUACAGUUCCACAUUGCGAGGAACACCAGCCUCUCUGCGUAAUGGACUGAGGGGUGGAGAGGAUACAUUGACCCGACGGGGCUCUCUGGUGUCGGAGCUGAAGCCUGAUUUCUCACCAGUGAAAGACGAAAGCCCGUCAGAGCGCUUCUUCAGGGACUGGUUCUCUCAACCUGCUGACCAGCAGGGCCUCCUGAUUCCCCUGCUCAUGCCCUCACACAUGGCUCUUUGGAAGCUCUUCUUCCUUCGCUGGGUUCCUGAAGCCUGCAUUCCCAAAGGAGGCCCCAUGACCGCCUACCACAAGCUCUCCCAACUGGUUGACGAAAUUGAGAUACUGCAGAGCAAGCUCAGGCAGUAUAAGGGACCCAGUCCGGGCAGCACACCAAUCCCCAGCCCAAGUGGGCCCCCUUCAGACCAAAGGAGGAUGUAUUUUAAGGCCAGUUCCCCGAACGACCCCCCUACACCUCCAGACUUCCUUACCUCCUCCUUUCCUUUCACCCCAAUGGGAAAUCUGUGCCGCCGUAGUAUCCAUGGGACUCCCAUUAGCAAAUUUCUGAAUGGGGCGAGGAUCUGGCUCUCUACAGAGACUCUUGCUAAUGACACUGUCUGAGGAAGUGUGGCUUUCGGGCUCACUUUUCUGAGCCUAGUACAGGUCUGUUUAACAACUAAUCAUCUUAUUUUCUAUUACCUCUUUCUUAAAUACCAAGAAAGAAAAUGAGAAAUAGAAAAAAUUUACUUUGAACUUCUGAUUUUUAAUUAUUUAUAAGCUAGAAUGUGCACCAUUGAUGCUGCAUUGAAAUCUGAAGUAAUUUCUAAACUGAAGUGCCAUUUAUAGGACUGAAUCAUUAUUGUCCAUUACAGCUGAAGAAUUCAGAUUCACUGAAGCGCUUCCUCCUUAUUGGCCAGUGAGUUGUUACUGUGAGGUGUCCUCUGACUGUGAAAGAUCAUCAUCUUUAUUAUAGAUGUAUUUUCUUGUCUACUCUUGUCAACCGCCCUUUCUCUCCUGGCUUACUUUAUGACCCACACAAGGGUUGCUUUUCAAGAUUUUAAUAUUGAGUUGAGAUGAGGUUGAGAACUGUCUUCCCAAGAUUUACCUGGGAUUUACUGCACGUUUUGAAGCAAUAAUUGAUUAGCUAUUAGUUAGUUAGCAUGGCUACUAUACAGAUACUUAAAUAGCUAUCAGUUAAGUUGUUCUUUCAUUGAAUUCUCAUAGGACAAGACUUCUCCACUGUAAUGGAAUAAUGAUACUUGAAAUUAGAAAAUGCUCAUUUUUAUUGCAGCAGCAAUGAUGUAUUUCACUGAACACUGAUUUCCAUUUGUUUGUGCCUUCCAGGAAAUUUAAUUGAAGAUGUAAUGUUUUACCCGAUCUUUUUUUUUUUUUUCAGAAAGAGGAACAGAAAAUAACACUGCUAACAAGUAUUCUACCAUGUUGUAAAAACAAAGAGGAUCUGGCCUGGUUGAAUGUAAAGGUUGUUUUUCUUUUUUUUUUUUUUUUUUUUUUUGCACAGACUUAAUGCUAUUUGCUCCAGGUGCCCAUAUUUUAAUAGUUGUGUUGGUGUUUUGCUGUAAGUAGCAAAUAGUGUGAUUUCAGGGUCUUACUUUGUAGAUGUACUCUAUUUUUCAAGCAGAAAUAAGGGCCUAUAUUUUUAGUAUCAUAGUGUAGGUGAUAAUGAGGGGGAAGUGGAGCUGUGAGGACUUCAAUCUGUGGUAGAUAUUUCCUUUUCUCUUUUGAAGGGGAUUUAUUAAACUUUACAAUGCUUAUAAUACUGCUUUGCAUAGAGGAAUGCUUUGCAUAGAAAACGAGCAGUGAAGUUACUGUACUUCCAGUCAGGAUAGUGAUAGUGAACUUAGUUCGCAAACAUGCUCUCAGCUAUUAAUGAUGCAAUCAGGGAAUUUUCUUGAAAGCUAAACUUAAAGCGCUCUGCAAAUAUUUUGGUAUUUAGACCCCCUUAAAAAUGUCUCCCUGGGAAGUUCACGAGCAGCUGAACGAGGGGCUGGUUUGAGACACAUCUGGGGACAAUGUUCAGUCAGCCCUUUAAAAACUGGUAAGAAACUAGUAGUGUAUAAUAUCUUAAUGUCGUAAAAUAACAACACAACAUUUAUUAUCAAAGCUCUUUGUAAUUCUAAAUAUAACACCAGUGGACAGACUCAAUAUCUGUCCUUCUGUUACGCAGUGGCAUUGAUCCAUAGAUGCUAAAUUAACCAGUUUCCAAUGAUAUUCAGAUACACUCAUGAUUCUUUGGCAAUAACUAGUUCAGGUUUUUUUUUUUUUUUUUUGGUGUCUGUAAAUGUGUAAUGUGAGUGCAACCCUGUUCUCCCAAAUGCUAUUCAUUGCACAUUUUACUCAGUAUAUAAGAUAGUUUGUUUUAAGUUGGUUUUUGAAUAUAAUUUUGGCAAAUAUUAUGCAUACUGUAUAUGCUUGAAAUCUUCCAAUUAAUAUUUUUGAUUAAUGGUACUAAAUAACUUUUAUCCUUGAUUUAGUCUUUAUAUUUUAUGGAGAGAUAUUUAUAUGUUGUGUUUUUCCACUAAUUCACAAUGUUGCGCUCUGCUGUAAUUGUAUGAUGACCGUGCUUCCACUGUGGCACAGUUUGAUAUUGAUUAGCAGCAGAUGUAUUUAUUCAAUUAUGCAAAUGUUCUCUAAGAGGGAUGCAGUUGCUGCUGUGUAUCCCCUGUGCCUUUUUGGGAAGAUUGACCAUUGUUUUAACAAUAUUCUAAAUCUGUUGACCUUACCUUAGUUUUCUAAAACUUCUGCAAAUCUAGUUAAAUGAUGAGGUACUGCACUGAAGCUUUUUUUCCCUAACAGAAAUAAGGCUCAAAUGUGUACCAGUAACCAGUCAUUACAUUAUUUUUCAAAUGAUUCUGUGUUAUGGCUUUUAUUUCAUUGGGAUCAGGCUCAUGAAAAUAAUGCAUCACAUAAUAAGAGUUCAGAUUUUUUUUUUUUCUACUACAGACAGGAUAAUUCCACCUCCCAUAUUUAACAAAGGACAUGAAUAUUUGCCAAAAAAAAACCUCAGAGUUUUUUCAAUGAGAAGGGACAAGUAAUAAUUCCUUACUGCCAAGUGAAGAAAACACAGCCAGCAGUCAUAUUCACAACAGUUAUAAUCAUUGAUUACAUAAAGAUCCUACGAGUCAAGCUUAGUAAUAUUAUUCUUGGAAUUUUAAAUGUUUUUUUAAUUUAUUUUCUCUAAGAAAAGAUUAAAUCCCAAUAAAAUUCAUGCAUUGCUAUAUUAA